UCGAAAACAAAAAACGUGGAGUGAAGUACAAAAACUCCAAUCACAGGCGAUAGCACGCAGCAAGGCAAAGUUUGCAUUUCAAAUUUCAAGUUCUCUGCUGGCCAAGGAAGUUGAGUUUUGCGUGAAGUUCGAGUUUGAAAAUGGCCGACCUUCGGGGCAAAGCACUUGUAUACUACGGGCUAUUUCUUAGCUUUCCGCUGCGCAUGGUUUUAUUUGCGGCAUCCAUAUACCUGCAGAAUUUGACGGCUCUGUUGCAGUUGAUCCAAGAGUUUCUGAUCCUGUUGCUUUCGCUGCUCCUGUUCAGCGCCAGCUGCAUCCAUGGACCACGGCUGACGGAAGGACAUUUUCGGGAGCCGCUAACGCUUAGGCUACGCACACUGAACAUCCUGCGAUUCCACAUCAGCGGCGUGGGCCUGGUACUCCACCUGCUCGUGGAGUCCUUGCGUAUUCCCUGCGCCGCUUUAGGACGACUCAGCCGAGUUUUCCGCAUCUGCUCCCACAGACGCACCUGGGUGAUCAUGCUGCAGCCCCGCUGA
This is a messenger RNA of Drosophila rhopaloa, 536 nucleotides long. RefSeq lists its product as uncharacterized. Bases 141 to 536 code for a protein of 131 amino acids. NCBI's taxonomy places the organism in Eukaryota, Metazoa, Arthropoda, Insecta, Diptera, Drosophilidae. The record is from RefSeq and is a predicted model, not a curated record. The transcript has a single exon.